Molecule: messenger RNA, 1639 nt
Organism: Dermacentor andersoni
Lineage: Eukaryota; Metazoa; Arthropoda; Arachnida; Ixodida; Ixodidae
Product: glutathione S-transferase Mu 2-like
Biological process (GO): glutathione metabolic process
Molecular function (GO): glutathione transferase activity
Source: RefSeq, a predicted model, not a curated record
UUUUGUGUGGGCUUUCGUCGCUACGUGGAGACAGCAGCGGCGUUAACGAGCCAUGAGGAAACAUCGCGACUGGGCUUACUGUUGGCGCACGCGACCCCAAGGUGACGAUUACGCCCCUCUCACACUCCACGGUGAGGUUUCAGCUCAUCCUGACCUUUCACCGUAGGGUUCGCCUGGGCCACAGGCACUAAGUUCCCGCAGAAAGGGCUUUCUCAGCUUGCUAAAGGGAGAAAUCAUGGCGCCUGUGCUUGGCUACUGGGACACGCGCGGAUUGGCGCAGCCCAUCCGAAACCUUCUCGUCUACAAGGGAGUCGAUUUCGUGGACAGGCGCUACAAGCUCGGUCCGGCGCCCGGAUGCGGCCACGAGGAAUGGCUCGAGGAGAAGUUCACGCUGGGACUCCGGUUCCCCAACCUGCCCUACUACAUCGACGAGGAUGUCAAGCUGACCCAAACCUUGGCCAUACUGCGCUACCUCGGCAGAAAGCACGGCCUGGCGGCAAAGAACGACAAGGAGUUGGUCGAACUUGACGUCCUCGAGCAGCAGGCCAGGGACCUGGUUCUCAUAUUGGCCUAUGAGGCGGUGCCCCAGCCUCGCUACCGUGAGGGCCUCAAGUCGUACGCCGAGAACGUCAAGGACAUGCUCGAGCCGUGGUCCAGGCACCUGGCGUCCCGCAAAUUGGCCCUGGGAGACAGGCUGACGUACGUCGACUUCGUGCUCUACGAAGGGCUCGACUGGCACCGCGAGUUCAAACCCGAAGCAGUGCCCAAGUACCCGCCGCUCGUCGACUACCUGAGGAGAUUCGAAGAGCUGCCCAACGUGAAGGAGCACUUCGCGUCGGGAAAGUACAAGAAGUGGCCCGUCACGUGUCCCCGGAGGUCUUGGGGAUACAGAAAGUGAAGCAGCCUCGCUGUACGGCUGCGCGUGUUAUAUCCCCUGCAGUAGUGGUGUUGACCUUUGUGUGCGCUACUUGUUUUAUCCAGUUAUCUCCAGCGGUGGCAAGCAAAAAAAAAGAAAAACCCCAUGGGCACUGAGCUUCGAAUAAAUCAAACCCUGCGCCCUGGGCUUCAUUUCACUUCAAGGUGUUUACUAUUGCUACGCAUGCAAGCUUUGGUGAGCACUCUACCACGUUUCACGGGAUGUUCGACGUGCCUGUACGUUCCGUAAGCAAUGCCUAGAGAACGAUUUUUCUUUUCUCGUAGCGACUGCAGUGAAUAAACUUGUGCAUGCUCUUCCAGCCGGGGAUUCGGUUAUCUUUGAGAAAAGACAAUAUGUUUGGCUGCAUACACUAAACCAAUAUUCAGUUAUUCUAUAGCUGUGGCUACUCAUUAUAGAAAACAGAAAUUGUAAAUUUACAAUCUCGAAUUCCUUUUAACGGAGUAUGCAGCACUUCGGAAUGGUAUCGCGCAACUUUGGCGCAUUUCUUUGAUGAUUUCACGAAUGCCGUGAAGUCAUCGAGGCAGAGAUUAUUGAUAGUUUAGGGGAUAACUGUGCGCCUAAGCCGUCGACUGCUUAUAUUUAAAGGAAUUACAACACUUGCAUCGUCACUGAUUGCUUUGCUGGCUGAGCUUGCGUGAUGUAGGGCCACGACAUGCCCUUAUAUUGCGCUUUGCGCGUCUCAAUAAACUGUUGCAAGUCACA